ACACAAAUCUGAAGAAGUCCUCAAUGGACAGUUUAGUCAUCCUCAUCUUUCAAUAGCUAGUUGGGUCGUCUAAAUGAACAUUCUGUCCUGCUACUUGGGGGGUCAGCAGUCGCCUGCAUGGUAUCUCAUGUCAAGCCUGCUGGAAUUUGAGCUCGCUGGUUUAUAUGCUGCUAUCAGGUCCUCGAUGUGUGUGAGCGAUAAAUGUGCCAUUUCUUUUCACAAAUGGAGCGUUGCAUAACAGUUUGUGGAAGAGCGAGAGAAACAGAUAAUGUCCAGACUCUCAGUAACAGUAGGCCACUUCACUUUUGUGCGACAUCGGCCUCAUCAACACAGAUAUCAGAUGCUGUCAUCCACUUUAAUGCUCAUAAGGGCCACCAUGACGGGUGAAUAAUACGGAUAGGAGGUGUGCUGGAAGCCAUUCUUCCCCCUGACAGGUGUAAUAUUAGGCUACACAUCUCCUCAGUUCCGCAGAUCGAGUUUCCAACAGGAUUCCCCAGGUAAGAUGCUCAAGGGGGCGUUGAUGUCAUUGCGCGGAAGUGAGCAGGACCACAGUGCUGGAACAGAUAGCAGUGCCACUGAAGAAGACAAUAGAGGAGGACAACCUGGGAGUCUCAACUGGAAUUCACUACUGAGCUGGAGCAUCAACGGGAUUCAGGAUGUCGCAUCAGACGGGGAUUCACGCAACUUCCGACUUGAGAGAGUUCCUCAUAAAGGCCAGAAGAGGAGCUUUCAGAGCACUGAAGAUUGUUAUAAGGAGCGAGCAGCUGGUGUUGGGAGCAUACAGAGAGGUUUCUCAGAGCUGGGAUCAGGACUAUGACGCAUGUGUUCCUAUGCUGGAUGGCCUGGAACCCUGCUAUAUCCUGUACCGGCUCGACUCACACAACCCGCUGGGAUAUGAGUGGCUGUUUAUCUCCUGGUCACCAGACCAGUCUCAAGUGAGGUUAAGAUGUUUAUGCUGCCACCCGAGCACACUGAAGAAAGAGUUUGGGGGAAGCCUAAAUGAUGAACUGUUUGGAACAGUCCCAGGAAGACGUCUGUUUCAAGGUUAUCUACGACACCUGUCUUCUUCUUCCUCGGCUCCCCUCACCACUGCUGAGCAACAGCUCCAUCAGAUCAAAAUCACAGAGGACGAGCGAAGAAUUGUUCGCUCUGUUGCCACUGUUAGUGGGCAAGGAAAGACAGAGAUCAACGUGGAGAGUAAAAACCCGACUUUGCAGGGUUUAGCAUUCCCAUUGCAGGAGGAGGAACAUGCUUUACAGCAGUUUAAACACAAGCGCAUCAAUUACAUUCAACUAAGGCUAGAUACUGAACGAGAGACUAUUGAACUGGUCCACACUAGUCCAACAGAGACCAAAGAGCUGCCAAGCAGAAUCCCCACUGAUGCCCCGCGAUACCACUUCUUCCUCUACAAACACGCACAUCAAGGACAGCCUCUGGAAGCUGUAGUUUUCAUCUACUCCAUGCCCGGGUAUAGCUGUAGCAUCAAAGAAAGGAUGCUCUACUCCAGCUGUAAGAAUCGACUGCUGGAUGAGGUCGAAAGAGACUAUCACAUAGAGAUCGCCAAAAAGAUGGAGAUUGACAGUGGAGACGGGCUGACGGAGGAUUUUCUGUAUGAAGAGGUAUACCCGAAACACCAUGCGCUGAGGCAAGCCUUCAGCAAGCCAAAAGGGCCAACAGGGAAACGAGGGAACAAGCGGCUCAUCAAAGGAGCGGGAGAGAAUGGAGAUGAGAGCUAGACUCUUAGGCCUACAGUAAAACAAAACGUUUUAAAUGACAUUUCAUUUCACCCUCAAUUCUCUGUAGCCCUUUUCUUGCCUGAGCUGUACCUUUCCUUGUUAUUAUUUUUUAUGUUAGAUUUUAAUAGUCUCCUUUCACUCUGAAACACAGUCUGGCAUGGUUUACAAGGCCACAUAAAGGUGUUGUUUAGGUGAUGAUUUUUAUGUAAUAA
Molecule: messenger RNA, 1948 nt
Organism: Danio aesculapii
Lineage: Eukaryota; Metazoa; Chordata; Actinopteri; Cypriniformes; Danionidae
Gene: twf2b
Product: twinfilin actin-binding protein 2b
Biological process (GO): barbed-end actin filament capping; regulation of lamellipodium assembly; actin filament depolymerization
Cellular component (GO): cytoplasm; actin filament; myofibril
Molecular function (GO): actin monomer binding; actin filament binding
Source: RefSeq, a predicted model, not a curated record